AGUUACAUUAUACAUUUGUACUUUUAUCUACUGAUGCUCCGGUCGCAUGGCUGAACUCCGUGAACUAAAGAAGUCCGACCGUAACUUAGUUUUCCGCAGCGGGAAUUCCAGCCUGUCAGUAACCAUACCUGAGAUUACUGGUGGCAAUUACGGACUUCAUGUGUGGCCAUGUGCUCCUGUUUUGGCUCAGUAUCUCUGGUACCAUCGUUCUAGACUGCAUGGCAAGCGUCUGCUUGAGUUAGGAGCUGGCACGGCUCUGCCUGGAGUGGUGGCUGCCAAGUGUGGAGCUGAUGUCAUAUUGUCAGAUUCAAGUGUUCUGCCAUCUUGCUUAGAAAUCUGUUCACUGUCCAGCGCUGCUAAUGGCUUGGAAUUGCCUGUUAUUGGAAUAAAAUGGGGCACGUUUGAUUCUAUUAUAAAACUACCCCCAUUGGAUUUUGUGAUUGCAUCUGACUGUUUCUAUGAGCCAGAUGUUUUUGAAGAUAUAAUUAUGACAGUCUCAUUGCUAUUGGAAAGGAACCCUGAAGCUUGCUUUAUUUGUACCUAUCAAGAGCGUGAGCCCGACUGGACCUUUCAACCAGAACUUGUAAAGUGGCAGUUGUCCUGCACUUCUGUGCCUCUGGAGUCCUUUGAUGCAGAUCAUGAAAACGUGGCUCAAUCUGGUCUACCAGGCUCACAUAAGAUUCAUUUGUUUCAGAUCAGAAAGAAGUGUCAGGGGGAAGCCCAGUGA
This is a messenger RNA of Hyalella azteca, 727 nucleotides long. RefSeq names its product probable methyltransferase-like protein 23. Bases 47 to 727 code for a protein of 226 amino acids. The record is from RefSeq and is a predicted model, not a curated record. Gene Ontology annotation, cellular component: nucleus; cytoplasm. The transcript is spliced from 2 exons. Lineage: Eukaryota; Metazoa; Arthropoda; Malacostraca; Amphipoda; Hyalellidae.